CUGGAUGAUGAGCAGGAGGGCGGCAUCAUUGACGAUGUGGACGCUGACCUGACAUCGUACUGUUGUUUUAUUCAUCCACGUGUGCAUUUUCUUUGGAUGUUACUGUUAAAGUAGUGAUUGUGGGACGUUGUGUGCUUGCGUGUGUGUGUUUUUGAAGGGCCCUGCAGCUGCGCUAACGUAGCUGCGAUGCAGUGCUAACUGCAUAUGUCUUCGGUCAUACUGCCAGCAGCUGGCAGUGUUGAACAUGGCACGCGCGAUGAGCCCCUCCCUCCACAGACCCUGACCUUCAGUGCCGCCAACGCCUGACAGAUAGAAAACUUCAUCUCUCUCUUAAACUGUGUUGCCUGAAGAAGCAUCCAGAGAUGCAGUCCACUACUGCGGGAAAGAGUCUUGGACGAGGCACGUGGCCAAAUUAAACCCAGCGUAUCUUACGUAGAGCCGCACUGCCAGACUUCACCAUUCUCCUUGGUCGUCCAGCGUGGAGUGGGAGAAAGAGGUCCUGUGAUGGCACGGGGCGCAGCUUAAAGAAGCUCUUGGAUUGCGGGCUGAGAUAGGAGGUUGCAGAGUGCGCAGCCCGCUGCCACUAAUGGAUGCCAAGUUGCGAGAAGACCUGUUCCGUAGGUAUGUGGCAUCUCUGGAGAAUCGGCUUGAGAAGAGAGCUGGUGGGGCUACAACUGAGGAUGCGUUGAUCUCUGCAGCGACAGCACUGCUGGGCUCAUAUCAACCGGACCCGGGGCAUCGCUUUCGCGCGGUUCCCUUCUAUGACAUUGUGGAGAAUGCGCUGCGGACUCAGAGGGGUGCCAACCUGCAGACCUUGCAGACGGCAUUUGCAACAUUGGAAACCAUUUGUACUAACCUGCUGCUGUUUCCGUGGAAGAAAGAGUUCCGUUGCAUAAAGACGUUUACAGGGCCGUACGUGUACCAGUUACAGUCUGUGAUAGGAGAUGCGGACCUGCGUUUGCUGCUGCGUUCCUUGGGCUAUUCCAGAGACCAGGAGCUGCAGUACCACUGCCGGGAUCAUCUGUGCGCGAGCACCCACCUUCGACAGCUGGCCUUCGAGCUGCUCCUGUCCCAGGCCGAAUGCCGUCUACUUGCCGAGGUAGUGUCCAUAUCUCGGGGCUCUGCUUCUGAGCUGGAGGUGGUGGAGGUCAGGAGGAACACCAGGGAGGACGCAGCAGGCUGCGCCGACGCUCUCCGCAGACGGGAUGGCGUCACUGCCGAUUUGUCCCGACUUUCCGUGCGUCCGGCAGAUAUGGAACGUGCCCACCUGCGGCGAAGCGGUCGGCCGUCCAAGUCGGUGGAUGUAACUGACGGCGCGGGACACUGGCAUCAAGCCAGCAAGCCAGUGCUGAAGGCCUCGCUCAGUCUUCGCAAAGAACCGCUGUUCGUCGACACAGAAGAGGAUGCAAAAGACGAAAUCCUGCGUCCUAACCCCUCGCUGUAUGCCGUGGCGGCCCCUCCAGCCGACUUCUUCCCUAUUCAGUCGCCUCCAUCCGAGCCUUAUCCCUACCACUUGUCCUCCCUGGACGAGGUGGACCUGUACACUGAGCGAGGGGCGGCUAGCCAUCAGACGCCCUCCAGGCCACCGAGUCGGGAGCCACGAGAAUCACGGGACACUUGGGUUCUAAAGGGUCACAUGAUGAAGUGCCAGGGCUGUGGCGUGGGUUGCCCGUCGCUCUCUUCUUGCCAGAGGUGCGACAUGAUCCUGUGUUCAUCCUGUCACUCGGUGGAGCCGGCGCCUUGUUGCGGCUACCAGGACUACACGAAAGCGUCCCGACCUCCGGAGGGCUAUAUGCCCGUGAAGGAGAAGCUGUCCGUCUACUGUCACACCCACCCGCACCCUCUUCCCCACGCACUGCUGCUGGACAAAACUGUGACGAGUGUAAAGCUGUUUCCCAGCAAGCCAGUGACUUCGGUGGGCGGCGGGGGUGAGCGUCUGAGUGUGGCCGGCUCCCGCUGCGGCUUCUGCAACAAGCCAGGGGCCUCCUACACCUGCGUGAACUGCUCCAAGGUGUCGUGCGACCCGUGCAUUGGCCUUUAUGCCAGCGAUAUGUGUACACGCAAGAACCCUCACCAUAACUUUCUGCCCAAUCACCAGCUCAAUUUCAAAUCUGGCACCAUAUCUCACCUCGUAUAUCGAUAGACCAGGACGGCAGUUGAUUUGUUAUUUAUUUUUCUUUUUGUUAACAGAAGUUUCCUUUCGCUAUUACCUGAUUUUCUACCCCUCAGUAGCCGUGUUUGAUCAAUAACAGUGAAGAAUAAAUUGCUAUAUGACCAGAGAAAAUCCUUCCAACAGCGGCUUCUGGUUAGACUUUCCCUUGAAUUGAAUCCAAGAACUUGAAACUUGUUGUGUGAGGUGAACAACCUUAAAACUACACUGGAAGAACAUAAUCCACACACACACACAUAUAGAUAUACACUUUAGUUGUGAAGCUGUCGGUCUACUAGCUGGUUUCCCAGCAGGUUGUGAAUCUGCAUCAGAAGGUGAAAUGUUUUGACGGUUCACUCAAGAACUGGGCCUGUGCUGUUCAUAACGCUGCUGUUGAAAAUCAAACCAGAGGCCACUGGCAUAUUAUUCAAGCUACAUGCUCAGUAUUCGCCAAAUUGAUUUCCAUAACACGUUGUCAAUGCAAGUUUUCUUUUACAUUAUCCUUGCACUUAAUUCAUUUGAGAUACUUUUGAACAAAUGUUCGUUUGAUACAUUGACCUUGUAUCACAUGAUGGCUAUGUGGAGUAUUAUGACUGGCAGGAUCUCACAAAAACAUGUUCAUAUUCAUCCUUAUACCAGUAAAAGAUUUGUGAUUAGUAAGUAUUUUUGGCAGUGUGACACUAUUUUCCUGACAAUAAAGCACAGUUGUGAUUCUCCUUCAUGUAC
Messenger RNA from Triplophysa dalaica, 2875 nucleotides. It is a transcript of the gene spata2, whose product is annotated as spermatogenesis associated 2. NCBI's taxonomy places the organism in Eukaryota, Metazoa, Chordata, Actinopteri, Cypriniformes, Nemacheilidae. The transcript has 3 exons. The coding region runs from base 587 to 2143 and encodes 518 amino acids. Gene Ontology annotation, biological process: regulation of tumor necrosis factor-mediated signaling pathway; regulation of necroptotic process; protein linear deubiquitination. The record is from RefSeq and is a predicted model, not a curated record. Gene Ontology annotation, cellular component: cytoplasm.